CCAAAUUCAAACCUUACAUAAACAAACCAAGAAAAACCCAUUCCUUUUUUCAUUCCAUUAAGUCACUUUCCCUAAUCUCAAAGCUCUGAUCUUUUUCCAUCCCCUGUCCGUUAAUGGCGUCUCGCUACAACUCCUACGAUUCCACCCGCUCUUCCGCCUCUUCAUUCACUUCCUCAGUUGAAUUCAACCCUUCUUCCGUCACUCCUUCCUCCUCAUCCAGAGCUCUGGUCAAAUCCAAGACGUCCGACCUCUCCCAGUUGAAAUCCAAGCCCAAUGGCACCCACCACAAUCUUACAGCAAUGGUCAAGAAGUUCAUGGAGAAGAAGACCACUUUAGGGUCGUCGUCGUCGAAGAAGAAGAAUGCAAUUGGUGGGUUGGUGAUUCAGGCGGAUUUGAUAGCGGAGGACUUGAAGAGGAACACGCCGGCGGCAAAGAGAGGGGCCGGGCUAGUGGGUUUGCAGAGGAAGCUGUUUGGGAAGAGAAGGGUGGUAUCAAGAAGGAAGUGAAGGCUUUGACUGAGGUGAAAGGGAGUGGCAAUGUUGGUAAUACGAUGACUUUGGCGAUGGUUUUGAGGAGCGAGAGGGAGCUCUUGGGUGCUAAUAAGGAGAUGGAGGAAGAGAUUGGUCAGCUCAAGUCGAUGCUUGAGACCAGAAACAGAGAGGUGGAGAAGUUGAAGGACUUGUGCUUGAAGCAGAGGGAAGAGAUCAAGUCAUUGAAGAACGCGGACUUGAGUUCUUGCGAGGCUACGACACCAGGCAGCCCCGAUGAUGAUAUGUUCAUUAAGGAUCUAAAUCCUUGUUUGACACCUUAUGUUGCCAAGGCAAAUUCCAAGGAAUUCGAUGAGAUGGGGUAUGAUUGCUCUUCUUCGUACGAAGAACACUUGCCGGAGACCACAAUGCAGGUCUCAGAUGAGCCUACUUUCAGUUCCAACUAGAAUCAAUACCCGCUGCUACGCCGCGGGAACUUAAGUUAAAGGAGUACGAUCGUAUGGUGGGGUAGUUUAGGUGACGGCGAAAUGGGAUUGUUUUAUCAUUGGGAAUUGUAUGGGUUUCAAAAUACCGUAAGUGUGUUGUAUCUUGAGUUCCAUAGUUAAUUAGCGUUAUGAUCCUACAUGUUGC
Molecule: messenger RNA, 1118 nt
Organism: Linum tenue
Lineage: Eukaryota; Viridiplantae; Streptophyta; Magnoliopsida; Malpighiales; Linaceae
Source: the annotation of a GenBank genome assembly